Molecule: messenger RNA, 1311 nt
Organism: Diaporthe amygdali
Lineage: Eukaryota; Fungi; Ascomycota; Sordariomycetes; Diaporthales; Diaporthaceae
Product: n domain-containing protein
Exons: 3
Coding region: 1-1311 (436 amino acids)
Biological process (GO): mitotic telomere tethering at nuclear periphery; meiotic attachment of telomere to nuclear envelope
Cellular component (GO): nuclear membrane complex Bqt3-Bqt4
Molecular function (GO): DNA binding
Source: RefSeq, a predicted model, not a curated record
AUGGCGCCGCCACCUGCGCGAAAGCUGCCCGAGAAGCGCAAUCCUUUCAUGACCGCGGAUGUGCCAAACUACACCGACCUUGUAUCGCGGCGUCGCCUGGGCCAGACCCAGUUGACUGCGAAAAUGGUUGCUACUCUACCCGGCGCUGAGGUCGACCCGUCCAACCUCGGCGUCUUCGACUACGCCCACCUACGCGCUCCGCUGCCCAAGGGUAUCGUUUCUGGCAUCUUCAAGUCCAGCCCUAACAGCUACUUCCUGAUGCGCCGUAGCAAUGACGGUUUUGUCUCGGCUACUGGGAUGUUCAAAGCAAGCUUCCCGUACGCUAUGGCUGAAGAGGAGGAAGCAGAACGUCGGUUCAUCAAGUCUCUGUCGACUACCAGCCCCGAGGAGACCGCCGGCAAUGUCUGGAUCCCUCCAGAGUCCGCUCUUGGCCUUGCUGAAGAGUACGGCAUUGGGCCGUGGAUCCGCGCCCUCCUGGACCCUGCGGACAUACUGGUAUCGAAUGCGACCGAGAACAGUAGCCCUCCCAAGAGAAUCAGCGCUCCCCCAAAAUACUUCCCCACUGCGUCCGCUACCACUCUUGUCCCACCCACGCCGACCUCAAUGCGAAGCACACGCAGUCGCCGAUCUGCCAGCCCAACCAAGGCUUCCUCUAGUCGCCGAAAUGUCACCGCGAGCCCGCGCAAGCGAUCAACUAGAACCGCCGCAUCGCAGCCCGAGGCCAGUGAGGCACCGAGCAGCAGCAGCCGAAAGACCUCGCUCACCAACGGUGACAUUCCAGUUCUCGCCCCCGCCGAGACUCUCAAGGUUGAGGAACUGAAGGUCGAGCACGUCGACAAGGGGUUAGCAGGGACGUUAGAGACGGUAGAGGAGGAGCCAAAGGUGAAGGUGAACAUCGAGCAAGACGUUAAGAUCGAAGAAGAUGGCACCGAAGUCGAGCGCACCAAGGUUGAUCUCAAGAUGCCAUUUACCGCAGGCGGCCCCCCGAGUGCGGACGACGCAGCUCGGAUGAUCGAAGAGGCGAAGGCCAUGGUUGCCACGGCCGAAGCUGAGGCCGAGGCCGCAGCUGAAGCCGCCGAAGGUCCUUCCAAAUCAGCUAAGGGUAAAAGGAAGGCAGAAGAUUUUGAGGCUGACAACGAGGAGGAUGGCAAGGAUGGCAAGACAGUGGAUCUCGCUCUUCGACCGAGGGCAAAGAAGGUCAAGACCGAGGUUGAGCUUCGCAAGGACAAGGUGAAGAAGCGCGCGUUGGUGGGCAUCACCUUUACGCUGGCAGCUGGAGCUUUGAUCCCGUAUGCGAUGAACUUCCUUUGA